This is a messenger RNA of Frankliniella occidentalis (western flower thrips), 552 nucleotides long. Its product is annotated as collagen alpha-1(I) chain-like. Lineage: Eukaryota; Metazoa; Arthropoda; Insecta; Thysanoptera; Thripidae. The record is from RefSeq and is a predicted model, not a curated record. The transcript is spliced from 4 exons. Bases 13 to 552 code for a protein of 179 amino acids.
GCGCCGCCCCCCAUGCUGCUGCAGUCCCCCCGCGGGCCCAGAGGCCACCCACAGUUGAUGGGCCGCGGGCUUCCGUCCGGACCGCCGCCGCUCGCCCCGGCGCCGCACACACCGACUCGGAGUGCUAGCGGGGGGCCGCCCAUGAUGGGCCCGCUCGGCCCGCUCCCGCUGGGCGCCGUGAUCCGCCAGCAGCAGCCGGGCGCCGCCGGACAGGGCGCCACCGUGGGAGCCUCGCUGCACUCGUCCAACGACAGCGGCUUCAGCAACGAGCCGCCCGCCGCCCCCGAGAUCGACUACUCGGACGACGAGCCUUCCAGGGGCGGCGACUCCACUCCGAGGGCCAACGGCUCCCCGUCGGACUCACCCCGGGGCUCCGGCUCACCGAGGGGCUCACCGGGCAGCGAGGAGCGCGCGCUGUCCAACGUGAAGGGCUGGCUCCUGUACAAGUCGGCGCUCGACCUCUGGGACGACGUCGAGGCCCAGCGGGAGCACCGCGGCGGCCGCGCGCCCCCGUGCUGGCUGCGGCCGCAGAUCUUCUCCCCCGAGCGCUGA